CUAACCAGGCGCAGUUGACUCUAAUACUGCAAAUGACUCAUUUCAAAGUUGAAAAAAUAAUGGGAUGUGAUUGGUCUUUUCACUUCGGGUGAUGUUUUUAAUACUUCCAUAGACUUCUUUGAGAGCACUUGAGUUUUCAUAUGCAAACAACUUUGAAGCACCAAAGACUGCUCCCACCGUCUUGGUAAUCAAUCACCAAACUCAAUUAUUUUUAGUGUUGAACAUCGCAGGUGUAUAUUACAUAUACCGUAAGGCAUAUUUCAACUGCUAUACAACUUUAAAAAUCAUAGCGCACAAUAUUUCUUAUCUUCCAACAUGAACAGCACCAAUGUAAGUCAUCUAAACUGCUUCUUUUUGAACGUAAACUUGGACCAGACAAAAGACACCUUCAUCGCAAUCAUUCUGACAUGUACUCUCAAUGUAGUGUUUUCUCUAUUCACCUCUACUGGGAACAUGGUUAUUUUACAUGUCAUCUGGAAGAAACAUGAACUUCAUUCACCGUCUGUCACCCUUCUGUUUUGCCUUUCUGCUUCGGAUCUUCUCGUGGGACUGAUUUGUCAGCCAUGUUUCGUGAUUUACAAUAUUGCCGAACUUUCAGAUAACUUUAAUGUGUACUGCACAUUCCGAAUCGUUCAGACGAUAUCUGGCUACAUAACGUCUGGUAUGUCUUUGGCAACUCUAAGCGGGAUCUCUGUCGACCGACUUCUCGCCCUAACCCUGCAUCUACGAUACAACACGGUUGUUACUGUCGACAGAAUAGUGCGAACUGUUUCUGUUCUUUGGAUCGCAUCUAUAACGGUGGUUGCGUUGCGAUUCUGGAUAAGCAAGUGGAUUAUUUUUCCUACUGUUUUAUUUCUUUCAACCUUUGUUGUAACAACCCUGAGCACUUUGAAGAUAUUUCAAAUCGUUCGCACACAUCAGCGCCUGAUAAGCCAACAACAGCAGAGUAUUCAGAUUAACACAGUAACGGCGUUGAAGUGUAGGAAAUCUGCUGUGACUGUACUUUUUGUUUAUGGUUUGUUCAUGUUUUUCUAUCUUCCUUUCUUUGUGACAAUGCUUGUGGACUCCUUAACUGGAUACUCACUAGAUGUGAAAAUCGCCUAUGAAUACGCGGGAACUGCCGUUUUUAUCAACUCCUUCUUAAAUCCACUUGUGUACUGCUGGAGAAUUAGUGAGAUACGGCGAGCUGUUAAGAAUUUGUUAAGAAAAAACUGAAAAGACACUCGACAAUUACAAUAUUAUUCUUAAAUUCCGAUCUUUCUCAAUCUUGCCCUUUGUUACACGCAAGGUUCCUAGGAAGCUUGAUGUCUGGGCUCCAGCAUCGCUUUCUAGACUUUCUAGCUGUGACUGAACAAAAUACACCAGCUGCCAUGAAAACAAAAUUUCCUGUAGGAUAUUCAUCAUGCUGGGACAUGCUGAUCUGUCUGGGUACUUUAUUAAUUCGGCCUUUCAAUUAUUCUGGGAAUCAUCCCAUGCCAUCGAUAGAUAGCUAUAUUUAUAGUCUUUCAAUUGAAGUGUCUUCAGCCUGCUUUGUCACACGAUCGCGAA
Molecule: messenger RNA, 1548 nt
Organism: Orbicella faveolata
Lineage: Eukaryota; Metazoa; Cnidaria; Anthozoa; Scleractinia; Merulinidae
Product: melanocyte-stimulating hormone receptor-like
Biological process (GO): G protein-coupled receptor signaling pathway
Cellular component (GO): membrane
Molecular function (GO): melanocortin receptor activity
Source: RefSeq, a predicted model, not a curated record